Molecule: messenger RNA, 2120 nt
Organism: Sander lucioperca (pikeperch)
Lineage: Eukaryota; Metazoa; Chordata; Actinopteri; Perciformes; Percidae
Product: E3 ubiquitin-protein ligase TRIM33-like
Exons: 7
Coding region: 3-1442 (479 amino acids)
Molecular function (GO): protein binding
Source: RefSeq, a predicted model, not a curated record
AGAUGGAAACUGAGACAAACCGGUCCCACAACGGAAAGGCCCGAGCAGCCUCUCCUUCAGCUGCAAAACCACAACCUGGGAAAGAUGUAGCAGCUUUACUGAAGAGAAUAAGGAUUCACCCAGAGGCCCAAAGGAUUCUGGGUAAUUCCUGCAUACCUGUAGUGAGCUUGGAGCGCCUGAAGUUCCACUCUGUGUCCUUAUCAUGUCUGCAGCCUGUGGUCUCUCUGGUACGGCUGCCGUGCCAAACACAAGCCAAGCUCCGCAAUGACGCCUCCUGUUUGGAUCGUCCUCAGCAGAAUGGAUUCAGUCAACCUGAGGCAAACAUUUUGGAGGUAAGAGAAGUGUCGCCUCAGUCUGAGCUCAGCCGACCAGAAACAACACCGACCUCCUGGACUGAGCCGUACUGUCCCGACAGCUCCCCCUCCGAAGAACCAGAGCAGGACUCAGGCUUCGACUGUGACUCUAAUCCAGAUCAGCCGUACAUCCUGUUGGAUUCCGACUCUGAUGAAUGGGACCCGGAUGGGAAACCUGAUUCAGAGACAUUUUAUUUGGACCCGGACCCAGAGCAGACCAUAGUGAUCCAACUGGAUCCAGAACCAGAAGCAGAUCUAGCCGAUCAAUCCCUGGAGCUGGAGGAUGAAGCUGAAACAAAAUGUGAGGUAGUUCAAAUAGACGACAGUGAAGAUCAAAUAACUGAUAUUUGUAGCUCACAGGAGGAGACAGACUCAUGUAUCCAGAUACUUGGACCUGGACCAGGGGCCGAGGAGAUGGAGAGUGACGAUUUUUGUGCCGUGUGUCGGAACGGAGGAGAGCUGCUCUGCUGCGACCGCUGCCCUAAAGUUUACCACUUGGCCUGCCAUAUACCUCCGCUCACCAGCUUCCCACUAGGUGACUGGGCGUGCACGCUGUGCAGAACCGACCAGGAGCCUGUGGAGACGUACGACUGUGAGAACAAGCCCUCCUGUGGGGGAGUCAAAGCUCCAUACACACUGUGCAACCAGGACCAGAGGAGGUGUGAGAAGCUGACUCUGCUGUUGUACUAUCACACGCUCAGCGCUCCGUUCCAUGAACCUGUCAGCGUCCUGGCCCGAAACUACUACCAGAUCAUCAAGAGGCCCAUCGACCUGUCAGUGAUCCGCAGGAAACUGGACAAGAGCAACACUCUCCACUACUUCACUGCUGAGCAGUUUGUUGAUGACGUCCUGCUGAUGUUUAAAAACUGUGCUACGUUCAACUACCCAGACUCAGAGGUUGGCCAGGCCGGUCGAAGCCUGGAGGUGUUUUUCUUGAGCAAACUGAAGGAGAUUUUUCCCGACCGGACAUUUCCAUCGGCCAGCCAGGACCGGACGGACAGAGCUCGCCUCCGCUGGCUCUGCAGGAAGAGGAAGGAGAACUACAGGAAGAGAAGAUAUUUGUUCAGUGGGAAAAAAUAUUGCCUGUAACUAGUUUAAACAAUACAUGCAGAGUUAUAUGUUGUUGCCUUUAAGCCUUUUUAAUUGAUGGAGAACAUGUUGAGGUGGAAGUUCUUUAUUGAUUUUGAAAAGUGUGGCAAUCAUUUUGUACUUUUUUUUUUUUUUUACCUUUUCAUGAAUUAGAACACAUUGUGGGGAACUAAUCAAGUUGAGUCUUUUUCACAUUUCAGGUAUUUUCACAGAAGUUCAGGUAGAAACAUUUCUUACAAAGGGAUUGCUACUAUUUAGGGAUUUAGAAUGAAAAACGUCAAAUGCAAAUGAAACAUUAUUUUUGAUAGAUCUCACAAACAUCUCAUCGAAUGUGAAUUAAACAUUUUCCUAGUUAUUUUUUACGCUUGUUUGAAAACCAUGAACUUUUAGAAAGGUCAAUCGACUUCUUCAAUGGACGUACUGUACGGUGUUUCUUUUUAUUUAUGUGAUGUGACUUACAUUGUACUUCAGCUAACUCUACUCAGGUAGGUGAUACAUAAGCAUAAGCGAUAAAUGAUGUAGGUAUAAUAUGUGGUAUCUUGUAAAUGAGGUUUAUGGUCAUUGACUUACUAAAGUUCUUUUUGUUUGUAUUUGAAUUACAAUAAUUAUUUCCCAAAAGAAGAAAUAAAACGUGUUUAUUCUGAACCCCUGCCUCUUUCUUAAAACAAAACACAUGUA